AUGGCGUCCACCUCUCCACAAAGAUACGUUCAACCCAGAAACCGACCCUUAAGGACAAUACAAACAUCUAGUGAUAUGAUGCAGCUCAUGCAAGAAGCUUUUCAGGGAGACAUGAUACAAGAAUUCUUGGCUGAAUUCUUAAGUACAUAUGUCAUGAUGGUGUUUGGUUUGGGGUCUGUGGCCCAGAAGGUUCUGGGAGGCAGUAAUUAUGGGACAUACCUCACCAUCAACUUGGGAUUUGGCUUUGGGGUUGCCAUGGGGAUCCACGUGGCUGGGGGAAUCUCUGGUGCCCACAUGAACAGUGCUGUUACCUUCUCAAACUGUGUCCUGGGUCAGACACCCUGGAAGAAAUUUCCUGUCUACGCAAUGGGACAGUGCUUUGGAUCCUUCUUAGCAUCGGUUACCAUAUAUGGCCUCUACUACGGGGCACUCUUACGGUUCACAGACGGGAAUUUGACAGUAACUGGACCCCAGGCAACUGCAGGCAUCUUUGCUACUUACCCUGCCUCACACAUGUCUCUGUGGAGGGGAUUCAUAGAUGAGCUAUACAUAACUGGACUACUCCAGCUAUGCCUGUUGGUCAUUGGUGACAAAAAGAACAGCCCAGCUCUACAAGGGACCCACGCUUUGGUCAUAGGUAUCCUCGUGGUCACAAUAGGACUGUCACUGGGCAUGAACACGGGUUACGCCAUCAACCCAACCAGGGACCUGCCCCCAAGGAUCUUCACAUCCAUAGCAGGCUGGGGCAAAGAAGUUUUCACAGCAGGAGACUACUGGUGGUGGGUCCCCGUGGUUGCCCCAACCUUAGGAGGUCCCUUGGGAGCCAUUGUCUACCUAAUCUUUGUUGGAUUCAGCACUCGUCUUCGGAACCAAAAUGUAAGGAUACAAGACUAA
Molecule: messenger RNA, 894 nt
Organism: Trichosurus vulpecula (common brushtail)
Lineage: Eukaryota; Metazoa; Chordata; Mammalia; Diprotodontia; Phalangeridae
Product: aquaporin-7-like
Exons: 2
Coding region: 1-894 (297 amino acids)
Biological process (GO): water transport; glycerol transmembrane transport
Cellular component (GO): plasma membrane; basolateral plasma membrane
Molecular function (GO): glycerol channel activity; urea transmembrane transporter activity; water channel activity
Source: RefSeq, a predicted model, not a curated record